Fimicolochytrium jonesii is the source of this 940-nucleotide messenger RNA. RefSeq lists its product as uncharacterized. Bases 137 to 802 code for a protein of 221 amino acids. NCBI's taxonomy places the organism in Eukaryota, Fungi, Chytridiomycota, Chytridiomycetes, Spizellomycetales, Powellomycetaceae. The record is from RefSeq and is a predicted model, not a curated record. The transcript is spliced from 2 exons. Gene Ontology annotation, cellular component: nucleus.
CUCGCGAAGGUCAAGACGCUCUCUCGAGUCUGCUGAACAACGCUAUUACUGAAAAAUCCGCAGAUUGUCAACGACGACCUCUGCCUACUCCCACGCAGCGUCCCUACCCAUCGGCUUCAAAACCCACACCUUUACAAUGGGCCCACCAACCCGCCGCCCCCCCUCAACCUCCUCCAAUGCCCUUAACCCCCGCAAUGCCAUUGCCAUAAAGAAAAAGCUCGCCUUCCAACAAGGCCGGCAUAACCCCGGUCUGGAGAAGAAGAGCGAGAUGAUUCGCAGGACGAGAAUAAAGAGGGAGUAUUAUAAGAUGUUGGAGAAGGAGGGGAUGGCGGGUGGGAAGAUGGAGGUGGAGGCGGGGGAGGAGGAGGAAGAGGAGGAGGAGACGUUUGCGAAGCCGGUAAAAGGUCGAGCAGGGAAAAGCAAGCCCGCAGCACCGGCCUCCAGCGACUCAGAGGAGGACGUCGCAUCAGGGGCCCCGUCCACAAAACCCGCCCCAAGCCUCAACCCCUUCCGCAACGCCCCGCUCCCCUCCCGGGGCCAAAAGGGCAGCACAACAACCAAACCCCGCAAAGCCGACCCGUUCGCGAAAGCCGUACGUGAGGCGCAGAAGAAGAAAGCUGAGCGACAAGCGGCGAUUGAGGAGGCGCAGAGGUUGAAGAAGGAGAAGGAGGAGGGGAGGGAUGCUUAUUAUAAGAAGAGGAAUAAUGUCAGAGACAAGUUGCAGAUGAAGACCAGGAAGGGGCAGCCUGUUAUGGCCAAUCAGAUAUCGCAUUUGUUGGAUAAGAUUCAGGGGAAGAUCUAAGAGGUCUGAGGGCCUUUGACGCCCGACCAGCGCAUCUUUCUAGCGCACAUUGUAUAUAGCAUCGUGACUCCCGUCGGGUCGUAGUUACCUUAAAAGAGUCCCUAAUUUAUUCAUUUGGUUCACUGGCAAACACUCGAG